UGCCCUGCUGCACCUUCUCAGGCUUGAGUGUACAAACAUGGAGUUCUGUAUAGCAUGCCUGAUAAGUGUGCUGUUGGCGGGGUAUUCCACUGGACAAUUAUAUAAAAGCAGGGAUGAGUUCAAAGUCAAAAUUAUCGAUUAUUGUCGGACAGAAAAUUGUGAAAAAGCUCAAUACAGUUACCACAGAAAUAGCUGUCGAGGUCCGAAUUUUUGGAGCCGCGUCACUCCAUGCUGGGGAAGGUGUUCCUCUUUUCGUCAGUCCCCGGUUAAUAUAAUCACCGACGUAACACGUUACGUACCACAUGGACCACUCCAGUUCUCCAAGUUCUGUGACAGAGUCGAUGUUCAACUCAUUCACAGAGGGUUUGUGCCUCACUUUAGGGUGGAUAGAGACAGCAAGAUUGUUAUGUGUAACGUCCCUAACCAGGGAAAGCAAAAGUAUAUCAUCAGGGAUGUACACCCCCAUCUAGGGAGGAGAGAAACUCGAGGAUCGGAACACGCCUUUGAUGGGUCUUUCUACCCGAUGGAGAUACAUUUGGUUUUUAUAAACAGUAGAUAUAGAACUUUCCGGGAAGCGAUGACGAGAUCUGGGGGUCUAGCUGUCAUUGGAGUCAUGGUGGAGAUAGAAGAGAAUAAAAAGGGACGUCGAUCAAAUAGACGUGGUUACACACAUCAGAAGAACUCUUGUAGGAAUGUAGCUAAUUGUAGGCUAAAGAGUGCAACAAGGCUUAGUCAUCUUAUGGUGAAAUACUUCAAAAAGAUAGACAAAGAAAAAACAAACUCGAAAAAUGAAAUGAAUAAGACGUUUACAGCGGAUAUCGGACAGGCUAUUUCUCUGAAUGAAAUCCUUCCUUAUGACCUGAGUUACUAUACAUAUCACGGUUCAUUAACCACGCCGCCAUGUUAUGAAACGGUUCAAUGGAUCAUGAUGAGGUGUCCAAUCAAAGUGACCAGAGAGGCAUACAAGGCCUUGGCAAACUUACCAGAUCUUCAGGGUCACCCACUUAGUAAAUAUGGCACCAGAAGGCCUCUUCAGAGAGGAAUCACAGACCACCCCACUGUUGAUGUACAGCGCAACUUCCUGUGCAAAUCUUCCGGAAAUAGGAGAGAUGUCUGUUACAGACGGGGUUGAUCUCAAAAAGAUAAUUUUUUCAUUAGUUUCAGGGAUUUGCUCACAAUUUACUUUGAAAAUUUAAGCGUUUCCAAUGGAAAUACUAUCUAAUGCAAAUGAUAUAUACGUAUGUACUGUGGAAGGCCACUCGUUUUAUAUUUUACAUCUAAGAGUGUAGUCUGAAGUUAGUGUGAUUGGGGUGUUCAGAGGAUUUUAUUACUCACGUGCUCCAAUUUAAAUAGGCGUGGUAUACAGCAAAUGCAUUUUACUAAAGGUAACUUGACAACCUUUUCGGUUAAUAUGUAUUGGCAAAAAACUUAUUUAUCAUAAGUCUUCCCCAAAUUGUCGCUUAUGCUUAUAUGCAGUUUUAAUCAGGCCUACAAAAAAUUCUCUUUAUAAGACGACCUAUAUACGGAACUUAUAGAUUUACAAUGAAACAACUAGACCUUCGGCUAUCAUCAGCCAACGAUACUCAAUGGAUACGCAUGUGACGGUACAUAUUGUCGUUUUUUACAUAUUGUCGCUGGCGACAUUAUGUGCCUCACCCUCACUGUACAUAGUGUUGCCCCACAGAUAUUGUUGCUUCAAGAUUUUUUUUUUUUUUGUUAUUUGGUAGUUUUGUGAAUGCAGUACUGUAAUUGGUGUGUGAUUCACAC
Molecule: messenger RNA, 1767 nt
Organism: Saccostrea echinata
Lineage: Eukaryota; Metazoa; Mollusca; Bivalvia; Ostreida; Ostreidae
Product: N66 matrix protein-like
Exons: 8
Coding region: 38-1132 (364 amino acids)
Molecular function (GO): carbonate dehydratase activity; zinc ion binding
Source: RefSeq, a predicted model, not a curated record